AUGAACAUGGGGAUGAAAACCCCCAAGACUGAGCACCCUCUCGCCUCGGUCGAGGAAUACACCAGAGCAACCAUUAAAACAUUGUUCCAACUCCUGCGCGCACAGGGCCAGGGUGACUACCUCGGCGAGCAAGUGACACAACUAGAGCACUCGCUACAGUGUGCAUAUCUCGCCACGCAGUCCCCCAAACAUGAAAAUGACCCCGAGGUCAUCCUGGCUGCACUUUUACACGACGUCGGACGGUUCAUCCCUGCAGCCGAGAAGAUGGAGAAAAUGAUCACUCCGGAUGGCCAGUAUAUUGGAAGGCAAAGCCAUGAGGCUCUGGGUGAGACUUAUCUGCGCCAGCUUGGAUUCAGCGAGAAGGUGUGCAAGUUGGUUGGUGCGCAUGUAAUGGCUAAGCGAUAUUUGGUCGCGACAGAUCAAAGCUAUUAUGAUGCAUUGAGUGAGACCAGUAAGCGGACAUUGAAGUUCCAGGGUGGCGGAUACAAUACUGAGCAGGUCCUGGAGGCGCAACAGGAUCCCCUGCUAGAUGCAAAGCUUUCUGUGAGACGAUGGGAUGAUCUCGCGAAAAAGCCGAAAUGGAAAGUCCCUGAUCUGAAAGCCUAUGAGAACCUUGCCUAUCAAUGUCUUAUUGACUCCCGGUCGAAAUUCACCCUACAUUCGAAAGAAUAUAACCUGCCAACACAGCCCACGGUCGUAAUUUGCAUUGAUGGCUUCGACGCAGAGUACUUAAAGUCUGGUAUUGAGAGAGACCUUCUGCCAACUUUCAAGAAAUUCCUUGACACUGGAUUCCACGCCACUGCCCGGAGUUGCAUGCCUUCAUUCACCAAUCCGAACAACGUGUCUAUCAUUACAGGUGUACCACCAUCAACACAUGGAAUUGCUGGAAACUUCUUCUUGGACAGAAAUACAGGCGAGACAAGGAUGAUCACCGACGACUCCCUGCUUCGUGGCUCAACAAUAUUGGAGCAGAUGGUCCAGCGCGGUGUACGAGUGUCAGCCAUAACUGCCAAAGACAAACUGCGUAAAAUCCUUGCCCACGGCUUGAAGGGAGCUAUCUGCUUUUCUUCAGAAAGGGCAGCGGAUUGUACCCUGGGCGAGAACGGAAUUUCCAGCGUGGAACAAUGGCUCGGUCAGCCUGCGCCCAGUCAAUAUUCGGGCGAUUUGUCUCUGUUUGUGCUGGAUGCGGGCAUUAAAUUGCUCCAAGAGGAGAGAUCGGACUUUUUGUAUUUGACAUUGUCCGAUUACAUUCAGCACAAGUAUGAGCCUGGCAGCAAUGAGGCUGACGAUUUCAUGGGAGCCAUUGACGAGCGUUUGCAGAGACUCGUGGCUCUAGCUCCUAUUAUUGUUCUAAAUGCCGAGUUUGGGCCGAAUGCCUCGAGGGUUAUCUGCCCCAUCACGGAUCCGUUCGUUCGACACCAUGGCGCACUCGGUUCCUUUGUGCGCGUCUACCUCAAAGACAUCGCCCAACUUGGAUUGAUACUUUCAUUCUGCGAGUCACUCCCAUAUGUCGAGGCUGCUCUGAGCGGGCAAGAUGCCGCUCAAAUAUAUGAGAUGCCUUUGGACCGAGAGGGUGACAUUGUGGUUAUUUCCAAGCCACAUGCUGUCAUUGGCAGCUGCAAAGCAGAUCAUGACCUUUCAAAGGUGAAAGGCCAUCCGUUACGGUCUCAUGGAGGCCUAAGCGAGCAAGAGGUCCCAUUGAUCAUGUCAAGACCGGUGAACAAUCGGAGAAGGGCUGAGGCUACAGACUGGAGAAACUAUGACGUGUUUGAUCUUGUUCUCAACUGGUCAAUUUGA
Molecule: messenger RNA, 1797 nt
Organism: Penicillium mononematosum
Lineage: Eukaryota; Fungi; Ascomycota; Eurotiomycetes; Eurotiales; Aspergillaceae
Product: Alkaline phosphatase-like alpha/beta/alpha
Exons: 4
Coding region: 1-1797 (598 amino acids)
Source: RefSeq, a predicted model, not a curated record